UUCUCAUCAUCGACCUCCCUCGCCUUCUUCUCUCUCUUCGUUUCCCCAAAUCUCCUUCCCUUUUGAAUUUUGAUGCCAAUUUUGCUCUAGGGUCUUACCAGAAAUUUAUCGAAUUUCAAUUUCUUCUUUUCAAAAAUUCAUAAAUUCCCUCCAUAUUCCGAACCUUCUUCCCUCUCGCAAACCCUAACCCUACCCAAUUUCCCUUCCUUCCUGGAGGGUUUGCGAUGUUUCUCAAAAUCUGAAUUCCAACUCUGUAAUUUGGCUUCUGAUUCGUGUUCCGGAGUCUUCAAUUCGCUGCAAGACUCCGAGAAAUGCGUCUCUUUCACUUCAAUUUUUGAAUAUCUUUGAGCUUUGCGUUCUGGGUUUUUUUCUAGGGUUUCUGAGUGUCCGGCUCGAUUUUUAUUUCCCCCUUUAUAUGUUUCUGUUUGACUGCCGAGAAAACGAGGGAAAAGGAGGGGAAAUUCGUGGGUUCUUGCCGGAAUGCGCUCACGGGUCGAUUAAUAUGAGAGUUGAAGAAAAAGCUGAGUGAUAUGAGGGUUUGAAUAUGAGCCAUGGAGAUGCGGACAGUAGCAGCAGAGUGAAUCAACCCGGUAGUGAUGUGCCGAGGAGAGCAGCAGGAGGAGGAGCCGAUGAGUUUGGCCGGGCAGUGUCGAAAGUUGCGGUGGCGCAGAUAUGCGAGAGCGUUGGGUUUCAGAGCUUCAAAGAGUCUGCGAUGGACGCCAUGGCCGACAUUGCCAUCCGAUACCUCCGUGACUUAGGGAAGAUGUCGAGUUUUUACGCCAAUUUGGCGGGCAGAACCGAGUCCAAUGUGUUUGAUAUUAUUAGGGCGCUGGAGGAUUUGGAGUCAUCGCAAGGGUUUUUGGGUGCGGCGGAGGUGGGUCAUUGUCUUGCAGAGUCCGGGAUUGUAAGAGGCAUUGUGGAGUAUGUAGGUUCGGCUGAGGAGAUCCCGUUUGCACAGCCGUUGCCUCGGUUUCCAGUGAUCAAGCAACGAAAAUUGAUCCCGAAUUUUGAGCAGAUUGGGGAGGCACCGCCGAGUAAGCAUUUGCCCAAUUGGUUGCCGGCUUUCCCUGAUCCACACACUUACAUUCAAACACCAAUGUGGAAUGAGAGGAAGACUGAUCCUCGAGAAGAUAAGAUGGAGCAGGCUCGGCAGAGGAGGAAGGCCGAGAGGUCUCUGUUGAGUCUGCAGCAGAGGUUAUUGUGCAAUGGAGAGGCUUCUAGUUCAGGAGGAGCCUCUGCAGCAGUGGCAUUGGCUGGUGGCAACGGCGUUAAUGAUGGAAGGGGAUUGUUAUUAUUACAGGGGAAUGAGACUGAUCAAAGUAAUCCAUUCCUUGAACCGCCAAUCCAGCCGGGGGAGAAAGAAGUAUCAGUAUCCCAAGUGGUUUUGCCAUCCCAGUUUUCGGAUGAAAUGGCAAAAGGGAACAACAAUGAUGGUUCUUCCCUUUUGGAUGCGUUUGCGCCCGCCAUUGAAGCAGUGAAAAGCGGAGCAUGGAUGGAUGGAGAGGACGAAAGGAGGCAGCUUCUUCCUGAAAGCAGACCCGCAGUGAAUUUCAAGUUGAGAAGCGGGAAGAAGUUUUUGGGGCAAUCGUUGGAUCUGAGCCUGCAAAAGAAGGGUUCCGGAAGACCGGCAUAUUGGUUCGGGCGAGAGGAGGAGAGGGACGACAAGAAGAGGAGAGCAGAGUUUAUUCUGAGACAGUCGAUGGAAAACCCACAGGAACUCACUCAGUUGUAGAUUAAUUUGACUGACUGGUUUUCUAGGGAUUUUAGAAGUGGGGCUUUUGUGUACUUGGUUGGUUGUUCUACGAGUAGAGUCUAGCUGUUAGUAGUCCCACUCUCACAUAUUUUUUUGUUAGAGGUAAUGUAAAUGUAUUUUUUUGUUUCCUUUCAAUUUCCAUGCUUUCUUGUGAACCAAUUUUUCUGGGGUUUUUUCACCAUCAUUUGGUAUUUGUAUUGACACAUUGAAUUCUAAUAUUGAGUUGAUCAUAUAGCAGCAAA
Malus domestica (apple) is the source of this 1995-nucleotide messenger RNA. Its product is annotated as transcription initiation factor TFIID subunit 8-like. Gene Ontology annotation, molecular function: protein heterodimerization activity. NCBI's taxonomy places the organism in Eukaryota, Viridiplantae, Streptophyta, Magnoliopsida, Rosales, Rosaceae. Gene Ontology annotation, cellular component: transcription factor TFIID complex. The record is from RefSeq and is a predicted model, not a curated record.